Molecule: messenger RNA, 195 nt
Organism: Plasmopara halstedii
Lineage: Eukaryota; Oomycota; Peronosporomycetes; Peronosporales; Peronosporaceae
Exons: 2
Coding region: 1-195 (64 amino acids)
Source: RefSeq, a predicted model, not a curated record
AUGGGGCUUUCAAUUCACGUUUCCCGCAGAAGUAUCUUUUACGGAGUCCCAUCGUUCCUUCAGUAUGAGCACAUUGAUAUUUCUAAGCUUUUAACAAAAGUGUUCCUGUACAGACCCCACGACGGUAUCAAUGAGACCGAAUUUGGGAAGAAGCUACAGUUUUCACUCGAAAUUUUGAUGUCCUUAUGUGCGUAG